Molecule: messenger RNA, 637 nt
Organism: Capsicum annuum
Lineage: Eukaryota; Viridiplantae; Streptophyta; Magnoliopsida; Solanales; Solanaceae
Exons: 2
Coding region: 166-483 (105 amino acids)
Source: RefSeq, a predicted model, not a curated record
CCUUUUCUCCCCUUCUCUUUCUUUCUCUCUAAAUUUCCUCUCUCAAAAACCCCAUCAACCACCAGUGACCACUACUCUCUCCAUCAGCCGCCAACCAGUCGGCGAGACCAGCGUCGCCUCCCUCGCCUGCUCUCUCAUUUCCAAUUGUGACUAACACCGGCCACCAUGGCUGAUGAACCAGCGGCAGUGACCUCUAACAAAUCAGCGCUCAACUGCCACCAAGACAGCAGCCGGCGAGACAACCUUCGCCGCCACCAACCUUCUCCGCUGCCAGCAGCCCCAGUGAAAACUCCACUGCCUCCCAUCGCCGCUCCAUGCUCCAACAAUGCUGACAUCCGCAUGAAACUAGCCGGAGACAACCAAAUCAUCCAAACCACCCGACUAUUCAACCCAUUUUAUCGAAAAAUGAUGGAUUCGUUGGAAUCCAUCCCAGGUAUCCCCACAGCCCGCAGCCGUGAGACUAAUCCUCCAUUCCUUAGUUAGCGCAUUUUACAGUAGGGAACUGGCCAUAGAGUUUUCUCCAUUCGCCAGAGGCGGGGAUCGAAACCCCGACCUCUUACUUAAGGGACAUAGCGCUGAACCACUAUGCUAAAUCUGGUACUUAUGCCCCCAUCCCUUAAUUAGUGUGAUUUUAAUG